This is a messenger RNA of Plasmodium relictum, 3861 nucleotides long. Its product is annotated as conserved Plasmodium protein, unknown function. The transcript has 10 exons. The record is from RefSeq and is a predicted model, not a curated record. Lineage: Eukaryota; Apicomplexa; Aconoidasida; Haemosporida; Plasmodiidae. The coding region runs from base 1 to 3861 and encodes 1286 amino acids.
AUGAAUAAAAAUAUAGAAUUAAAAACAAGUGAUACAAAUUCAAGUCUUUUGAAUUAUUUGAAUAAUAAAAAAACAAGUAUUCAAGAAGAGUUAAGUACAAAUAAAGUAUCAGAUAAAUUAGCAGAAUUAGACAAGCUAAAUGAAAAUAUAUUAAAUAAUUGUGAUGAAAAUUUAUCUCAAAACAUGAGUUCUGAUUCAAAAAAUAAUUUAAAUAAUAAUAAUGAAAAAGAAUCUUUAAAAAACAAAAAAAAUGAAACUCUUUUGAAUAAAAAAAAAGAGGAAAAUUAUGCUUCUACAAAUAACAGAAAGGAAGAUAAUGAUAUAGAAUUAGACAAAGAAAAAUUAGAUAAUCAAUAUAAUGACACUAAAGAUGAUAAACUUGAAAAUAAAGAAUUAGAAAAUGAGAUAUCAUCAGAUAAGCAUCUAAAAAAAAAUAAUUUUUCAGAUUCGGGAUAUAUAGAAAGUUUGAAAUGUGAAAUUGAAAAAAAGAUAGAAAAUGAAACUAUUCAAAAAUAUAAAAGUAAGCUAAAUCCGAUUGCACCGGAAUUCAAACCACAAAAUGCCUUGUAUAUCUAUCAGAAAAUUCAACAGCAUACAAAAAGAAACAUAAUUUUGUUAAUAAAAUCCUUUGCAUAUAAAGGAAUUAAAUUAGAAAACAUUUCUGGGGAAUAUUGCAAAAAGUAUAAUGCACUACUAAAUUUAAGCCAUGCAGGAUUUACUAAUAUUUAUGAUUUACUAAAGAGUUUGGAUUACUGCUUAAUAUAUGAAGAAAUAAAAGAUGAGAGAGAAAAGGAAGAAAAAAAAAUUGAAAAAAUCGUUAAUGAGAAAGGUUUAGAAAAGAAUAAAGCAAGUGAUUUAGAAAAAAGUAUAGAAAAAGAUACGGAAAAAAAUUCAGAAAAUGAUACCAAAAAAAAUAUAGAAAAAAAAAAUACAGAGGAAAUUUUAGGAAAUGAUACAGAAACAAAUAUAAAACAUCAUAAAGAAGAAAAUUUAGAAAAUAAUAAAGAAAAAAGUAUAGAAAAAGAUAUAGAAAAAAAUACUGAGGAACUUUUAGGAAAUGAUACAGAAAAAAAUGCAGAAAAUGAUACCAAAAAAAAUAUAGAAAAAAAUACAGAGGAAAUUUUAGGAAAUGAUACAGAAACAAAUAUAAAACAUCAUAAAGAAGAAAAUUUAAAAAAUAAUAAAGAAAAAAAUAUAGAAAAAGUUACGGAAAAAAAUGUGGAAAAUGAUAAAAAAAGUGAUAUAGAACAAAAUAGAGAAAAUGAGUUAAAAAGCUAUGAUAAUAAUGAAAAAAAUGGAGUAUCUGAACAAAAUUUAUUAAUUAAAUAUAAAACACCUAAAAUGGAUACAGAUAAACAGUUUUUUGUAAAAAUAAUAUUGGGCACUCUUGCGGAAUGUACUAAUUACAAUUCAAAAUUAAGUGAUGAAGAAACUCCGAUAAAUAAUAGUGUAUCAUUGACUAAGUUACCACAAGAAGUGAAAAAAAUAUUUGGAUCGUUCUUUAAUUUAAAGGCAUUGCAAAUUCGUUGUGGAAUAGACAAAUUGCAGAUAUUUUUAGAAGAAAUACAGGAAAUUCAAAUUUUAUCAUUUGCUAAUGAUAUUAAACUUAGGAUAACACCUCAAACAUUUGAUUCAAAAAUACCUGAAUUAAAAUUUAUAAAAUCAUUGAGUAGUAAUGAGUUAAAAUCCAAAUCUUCUAUCAAAUUCAAUAGUAAGAAGCAUAGUAUUUCUAUGCAAUUUCUUGAUAAAAAUAUGAAUUUUAAUUCUUAUAAUGGAAGUAAUAUUUUAGGUAUGCAUAAAAAUAAAAUAAAUUCUCUUGAUAACAUACAGUUAAUAAAAUCAAUGAAUUCUAAUGAUCUGAAAAAUAUAAAUUACUCUUUUAAUAAAAAUAAUGAAUCAUCUUAUAAAUUAACUCAAACAAAUUUGAAAAAUAUUAUAUUUGGUGAAAAAUUCAAUACAAUACCAAAUGAUUCUGAUUCCAUUUCAUCAAAUAAAUUAAAUGAUAAUCAUAAUUUUAAAUCAAAAAUUUAUUCUAAUAGUUUAAUAAAUAUCCAUAAAAAAAAUAAAUUCUCUAAUUAUAAAGAAUAUUCUAAUACAAAUUUCAUCCCUAAAAUAUUAACAAAAAUGCAAUUGCAUAUUCUAUUGUUCCAAUUAAUAGUUAUUUUAUCAGAAAGACAAAAAAUUGAAUGGAAGGAAAUAAAUAAAAUAAAGGAUCAAAUAUUAUAUUCAAAUAGUAGAAUAGUUGAAAAUAAAUAUAAUGAAAAAAAUGAUUCUCAAGAAAACAUCCCCACAGAGGAGAAUAUUAACAAGCAUAAAGCUGACAAAGAUAAUACAAUAGAAACAGAUAUAAAUAGUAAUGAAAAUGACAAAAAAAAAGUUAACAUUUUAGAUUUUAUAAAUACAUCAGGAACUAAUGAUUCGUCUGAAUAUCAAAAUGAAAGUUUUAAAACAUAUGAUACAUCAAACUUAUUUAAAUCAGAAAAUUUAUCAAGUGAUAAAUAUACAAAAAAUUCAGACUUUUUUAGUUCCCAUGAAAGAGAAAAUACUAAUGAACAAUUUAUAGGUGUGUUUGUUUCAUCUAUUAAAAGUGAAUGGAAUAAAACAUAUUCAGAGCAGUUUCCUUUGAGUUUUUAUUUAAAUUACUAUAAAACAAAAAAAUUAAGAAAAUUAUUAGAAGAAAUACCUAAUUUAAUCACAACUGGAUAUGGUAGAACAAUGCAAGUUUUUACCUUAGAUUCUGCUCAAGAAUAUUAUGAUAAUUUAUUUUCUGAUAUGAAAGAAAAUUUUAAAACUUUCACAAAAUCUAAAUUUACAUCACUAAGUAAUUCUGAGUAUUUUAAAGACACAACUUACAAGGAUGUCGCUAAAGCUUACAAUAGUGGAGAGACAGUAAAUUUGCUUAAUAUUUUAGGAAGAGAUGAUUUCAAUAUUCCUAGAAUGAACAUUAAUAAAUAUUAUGAUAAGUUCAUGCAUAAAUCAAGUAGAGGUAGAAAUUAUUACAAUAUCGGCAAUUAUAGAGAUGCAAAUAUAAACUAUAAACAAGAUGAUUUCGAAAAACAAAAUUCCUUUUUAUUUAGAAAUAAAAAUUUAGAAAUAUUAAGAUAUCAUUUGCACAAGCUUUUAUAUAAUUUAGUUAUACAUGUUUGCAAAAAGCAGAAUUCCCUAUUUUUAAAAUAUAAAGCUAAUGGUGUAAUUCUCAGUGAGUAUGAAAUGAAUAAACAAUUAUGUGGUCCUGUUUAUUACUCCAGCGAUUUAACAUAUGAAGAUUUUGUAACAGUUAAAAAAACAUUUUUUGAAAAAGAGCAAAUAAAUAAAAGUGUCUAUAUUCUAUCACAACAUGGAAUAUAUGGAAUAAAAUUUAUUCAUUUAACAAAUGAAUGGUUUAAAUUAUAUAAAUGUGAAUUACGCCCUUUGAUGAAAAUAUGUAAUUAUGAAAAAAUUGGACAGAUGAUUUGCAACAUGCCAAAUGUAUUUGUUGUAGGGGAAGGUUUUGAUACUAAAUAUAUUCCUAAUACUCAAUUGAAUAGCGAACGUAAAACUUUUAAUGAUUUGGUAGCGGGGAAUUUAACAAAAACAUCUUCUGAUAACUAUUCGUAUAACAAUAAAACAAACUUUCAAAGAAUAACUCAAGUUGCAGCAAACAUGCCAAAACAUAAUAAUAUGGCUUAUGAAAGUAUUAUGAGGUUGUUAUUUCCUAAUGUUUCUUCUCGAAGUGCAAAUAUGAAUACAUACUUCAAUUCUUAUUCAUCCUUAAGGGAUCAUAAAGAAUACAAAAAGAAUAUAUCAAUGUUUCCAGAUAUUUAUAAUUCAUAUUCACUUAAGAAUGAUAUUAGUAUUAAUCAUUUAUUCAAAAAUCUUUAA